AUGGGUCACAUGGCAGCAGCACCAGACGAAUUUACGCCGGAUCAUGACGAGGUCAAGUUUCCGCCAGUGCCCUCCAAAUACGAUGCCGUUGAGGUGCCAAACAUCAUCAAUGCGCCUGCCGCAAAGCGCCACUGCACUCGAGCUGCGCGACACGACCAACGGGGCCCUCGCAACGCUAUCAUACUGUCUCUCGAUGCCGCCAUGCGAGGCGAGUGUCGACGUCGUCUCUACGUGCACCCGAUCGCCUGGACGCCAUACCACCUGGAGCUACUAGGCGUCCACUUUCGCUUCGCGAAAAUACCUCCCAGCCGCCAGGGCAGUGGCGACGCCCAAGUACGUCUCUACAAGAAAGAGGCAAAGGAUGAUCUAAAAGGGGAGAUUGUUUGCCGUUUACACGUUCAGGGCGUAUGGACGGCAAAGACACGAGGUCAGAUGAUGAUUUCUAUCAACUUUGACGCGAUAUCUAAAACGCGACAUAAGUGGGUGCACGGCGGUAAACAGAGGGCUAGUCAAAACUACGGUGCUGGGUUUGUCGUGAGGCUCAAGAAGGAAAAGGCGCUGCAGCCCACAAUAGCCUGCAAGGGUCCGUAUAUUUGUAGCCUGCUUAUCGCGCUGGCGCAAGCGCAUAGAAGGUCAUCUCCUGAAGCGCCAGGCUGGAAGGUGCUCUUGCUCGCUGUUGGGGGCGUCGGCGCGCUGCAGCUGUACUGCUACCAAAGCUGGGUGCCCGCGGCCCUCCUCCAGAAGCUAGACGAGCCAUCGACCGCGGUAGCCUGUCCGGACGUGGUGAUUCGCAUCUCGACUAUAAGCCUAGCGACGCCACAAGACGCAGUGCGUCGUAUUUGGGAGAUGUUGCAUAAGGAUGAGCUUGUCUGA
This is a messenger RNA of Beauveria bassiana ARSEF 2860, 873 nucleotides long. RefSeq lists its product as uncharacterized. The record is from RefSeq and is a predicted model, not a curated record. Bases 1 to 873 code for a protein of 290 amino acids. Lineage: Eukaryota; Fungi; Ascomycota; Sordariomycetes; Hypocreales; Cordycipitaceae. The transcript is spliced from 3 exons.